Messenger RNA from Portunus trituberculatus (swimming crab), 1817 nucleotides. RefSeq lists its product as uncharacterized. The coding region runs from base 77 to 436 and encodes 119 amino acids. NCBI's taxonomy places the organism in Eukaryota, Metazoa, Arthropoda, Malacostraca, Decapoda, Portunidae. The record is from RefSeq and is a predicted model, not a curated record. The transcript is spliced from 4 exons.
AGGCGUGUCAUUUGCUCCCAGGUGUGUGCAGGUGUGGGGGAGGGUGUCAAGGUGCCCUACAGAUUUGAGUGAUAAGAUGCAAAGAUGGGCUGGCCUGCUGCUGAUGCUGCUGCUGCUACUGGCGCUGCAUUCAGCGUGUGGGUUCCUGUGCUUCUCGAGGGGCGUGGGCAGUGACUACAUGGGGGUCACCUACUGUCCGAGUGGCUCCUGCUUCUCCGUGGGCGCCUCUGUGGUGGGCAGCAAGGAGUCCCAUAAAGGAUGCUCAGAAGACGUCAAGGGGGAUGGAUGUAUAGCCGCCUCGCUUCCAGGACUCGCCUCGGCCCACACCUGCUUCUGUAACGGCUUCCUCUGUAACUCGGCAACCUCGAAGUGUCUCCAGCCUGUUACUGUGCUGGGAGUGUGUCUGGCAGCGUUGAUGAUGUGGGUUCGUGUCUAAUUCAACAGCCUCGAAGUGUCUCCAGCCUGUUACCGUGCUGGGAGUGUGUCUGGCAGCGUUGAUGAUGUGGGUUCGUGUCUAAUUCAACAGCCUCGAAGUGUCUCCAGCCUGUUUUCCCGCUGGAGUGUGUCUGGCAGCGUUGAUGAUGUGUGUUCCUGUCUAAAUCUACAGCCUUGAAGUGUCUCCAGCCUGUUUUCCUGCUGGAGUGUGUCUGGCAGCGUUGAUGAUGUGUGUUCCUGUCUAAAUCUACAGCCUUGAAGUGUCUCCAGCCUGUUACUGUGCUGGAGUGUGUCUGGCAGCGUUGAUGAUGUGGGUUCCUGUCUAAAUCUACAGCCUCGAAGUGUCUCCAGCCUGCUUUCCCGCUGGAGUGUGUCUGGCAGCGUUGAUGAUGUGUGUUCCUGUCUAAAUCUACAGCCUCGAAGUGUCUCCAGCCUGCUUUCCCGCUGGAGUGUGUCUGGCAGCGUUGAUGAUGUGUGUUCCUGUCUAAAUCUACAGCCUCGAAGUGUCUCCAGCCUGUUACUGUGCUGGGAGUGUGUCUGGCAGCGUUGAUGAUGUGUGUUCCUGUCUAAUUCAACAGCUUCGAAGUGUCUCCAGCCUGUUUUCCCGCUGGAGUGUGUCUGGCAGCGUUGAUGAUGUGUGUUCCUGUCUAAAUCUACUGCCUCGAAGUGUCUCCAGCCUGUUUUCCCGCUGGAGUGUGUCUGGCAGCGUUGAUGAUGUGUGUUCCUGUCUAAAUCUACUGCCUCGAAGUGUCUCCAGCCUGUUACUGUGCUGGUGUGUGUCUGGCAGCGUUGAUGAUGUGUGUUCCUGUCUAAAUCUACUGCCUCGAAGUGUCUCCAGCCUGUUACUGUGCUGGAGUGUGUCUGGCAGCGUUGAUGAUGUGUGUUCCUGUCUAAAUCUACAGCCUCGAAGUGUCUCCAGCCUGUUUUCCCGCUGGAGUGUGUCUGGCAGCGUUGAUGAUGUGGGUUCCUGUCUAAUUCAACAGCCUCGAAGUGUCUCCAGCCUGUUACUGUGCUGGGAGUGUGUCUGGCAGCGUUGAUGAUGUGUGUUCCUGUCUAAAUCUACAGCCUCGAAGUGUCUCCAGCCUGUUACUGUGCUGGGAGUGUGUCUGGCAGCGUUGAUGAUGUGUGUUCCUGUCUAAAUCUACAGCCUUGAAGUGUCUCCAGCCUGUUACUGUGCUGGUGUGUGUCUGGCAGCGUUCUUGGUGCUUCUGUAGUAGUUUUUUUUUUUUCUGUGACUCUACAGCCUCGAAGUGUCUCUAGCUUGUGCUGUGGUGUAUGUUGAUGUUGUUGUUUUUCUUCUUGUUCUUAUUUUUCGUCUUUUUCGUCUUGUUUUUUGUUCCCUUCCUCCUCCUCCUCCUCUUUCUCCUCCUUUUCCUUAUCCU